This is a messenger RNA of Hypomesus transpacificus, 4564 nucleotides long. RefSeq lists its product as uncharacterized. Bases 776 to 4057 code for a protein of 1093 amino acids. The transcript is spliced from 13 exons. Lineage: Eukaryota; Metazoa; Chordata; Actinopteri; Osmeriformes; Osmeridae. Gene Ontology annotation, cellular component: cytoplasmic vesicle; apical plasma membrane; bicellular tight junction. Gene Ontology annotation, biological process: bicellular tight junction assembly. The record is from RefSeq and is a predicted model, not a curated record.
ACUGGUCUACAGAGACAAGGUAAGAGGUCUGACUUGCUGUUAAUCUCCCAGCCCACCUCUGCUGGUCAACACUGGUCUUCACUGGUCAGCACUGGUCUAAAGAGACAAGAUCACCUAUACUGACAACUUUGCCAUUUUCCUCCUCCUCCACUUCCUCCCCCUCCACCACCAAGAGUAGUGUGCUUAUAAGGUAAACUAGUGUGCUUAGAGAAGGUAAACUAGUGUGCUUAGCGAAGGUAAACUAGUGUGCUUAGAGAAGGUAUAGUAGUGUACUUAGAGAAGAUAGACUAGUGUGCUUAGAGAAGGUAUAGUAGUGUGCUUAGAGAAGGUAGACUAGUGUGCUUAGAGAAGGUAAACUAGUGUGCUUAGAGAAGAUAGACUAGUGUGCUUAGAGAAGGUAGACUAGUGUGCUUAGAGAAGGUAAACUAGUGUGCUUAGAGAAGGUAAACUAGUGUGCUUAGAGAAGAUAGACUAGUGUGCUUAGAGAAGAUAGACUAGUGUGCUUAGAGAAGGUACAGUACUGUACUUAGAGAAGGUAAACUAGUGUGCUUAGAGAAGAUAGACUAGUGUGCUUAGAGAAGGUAAACUAGUGUGCUUAAAGAAGGUAAACUAGUGUGCUUAGAGAAGGUAAACUAGUGUGCUUAGAGAAGGUACAGUAGUGUACUUAGAGAAGGUAGACUAGUGUGCUUAGAGAAGGUAGACUAGUGUGCUUAGAGAAGGUACAGUAGUGUACUUAGAGAAGAUAGACUAGUAUGGUUACAGAGGGUACAGGGGGAUGAACAGUUGGAGCAGGAUCUGGAAGAGAGGCGGGGAGGGAGACUCAUCAUCCUCUAGAACUGACACCCCAGUGCAACAAACAAACUCAGUGGACGACUGUUCCGAUGAUGUGGUAUCCACGGGCCAAUCAGGCAGUACUCCUCCGUCUGAUCAUAAGGACGGUGCAGGCACUCAGCAGGGGGGCCUGAGGGAAGGCUGGAGGGGCCAUCUCCCUCGGUCAUGGGGAAGGGUUAGGGUUACCCUAACCCGGUCAUGGGGAAGUCUCCUGCAGAAGUGGAGCAGUGGAGCAGCAGAGUCUGAGCAGGGACCUGGGGGGGUCCACAUCCUGCCUAACGGUACUAGGGUGAGCCCCCCUGUGAGGCCCCUCCCUCAACGCAGGGGAUCCUCCACCCCCACAGACCACAACCCCCUAGAGGGGUCUGAGCUCAGUAGCUUGCACCUCGCGGAGCAGUACGCAGAAAAGCUGGAGGUCUACAACAUGAAAUAUUCCUACCUGAAGUCCUGGCCAGGCAUGCUGCGCCUGCUGGCUGGGAUGGAGCUGUUGUUCGCAGGCAUGGUAUUCGCCUGUGUCUGCGCCUACAUCCAGAAGGACAGCCAGUGGUCCAGCGCGUAUGGACUGCACAGUGGGGUGCCAGGGUACCACUACAGGGGCCCCAUGACUCCCUUUGUGCUGGCCGUGGUGGGGCUGUCCUGGGUGGCCACCCUGCUGCUCCUGGUGAUGGGCUUCACCAUGUACUACCGCUCUAUUCUGCUAGACGCCCCCUGGUGGCCACUGACGGAAGCUGCCAUCAACGUAGUCCUGUUCCUGCUCUACAUGGCUGCUGGCAUUGUGUACCUCAACGACCUGAACAGGGGAGGGCUAUGCUACAUGACGGUCGGGGUCAAUCCCCUGCUGUCCAGACUGUGCAGGGUGGAUGGGGGACAGAUGGCAGGUGCUGCGUUCAUCUUCAUCACCAUGGCAAUGUACCUGGUGAGCUUCUUGGUGUGUCUGAAGAUGUGGCGACAUGAGGCAGCGAGGCAAGACAGGCAGCGUUGGGAGAGAGGCAGAGAGGGCAGAGAGAGGCAGCACUUUGAGAGAGGCAGAGAGGAGGUGAAGCUAAUGGAUAUUAGUAGAGAGUGUCAUCUCCGUGGCGUGGCCUCGUCAGCCCCCUCCACCCCCAGGAGGAUUGUAUUUGAAGAUGAGAUGGGUUCUGAGAGGCAGGUCAGAACUACCCAGCACAGAACCAGCCAGCACAGACCCAGCCAGCACAAAAACAGCCAGCAUUGGCUCGUUGGGCUCCCAACUGCACCAGACUACACUUCCAAACCCAGAGUAAUCGCAGAUUACAUCCUGAAGUUCCCUGCGGUGCAGCGCCUGGAGGAACGGGAUGAUUACCGGACCGUGUUUAACGACCAGUACCAGGAGUACCGAGAACUGCAUGCCGAGGUCAGCCCCACCCUGGCCAAGUUCACACGCAUGGACGCCAUGAUGGACACUCUGCUGAGGAACGGAGACCAGGGGGAAAAGAUGAGAAUUGAUAAUAUAUUGAAGAAAUAUGAGCAAAAGAAAAAUGACCCAGCCUUCCUGGAAAAGAAGGAACGUUGUGAAUACCUGAAAGCUAAACUCAGCCACAUCAAGGACCGUAUCCGAGAAUACGACCAGAACACAGAGACAAUCAUGCAUGACAGUCGUUACAAUGACAGCCCUCCCUUCUACAGCCCCCCCCAGCACAGCCCCUCCCCAGCCCUCUACCCCCCACGAAACAGCCUCUACCCCCGCAGCAGCCUCUUCCCCUGGAGCCAACACGAGGCCUCCCCUCCACCAGACUCCAUCUAUCAGGACGAGCGUCCUCAGUUCUUCCACGACUGGUUUUCACCGCCCGGUCUGGUGAAGACCUUCCAGGGCGUCACCAUCCUCAUGAGCUUCCUGAUCUUCGCCUGCGUGGCAUCUACCCUGGUGUGGGACAUGCAUGGCCAUGGGGCGGGGCUGGGGGGCUAUGGGCUGGGCGCCGCGGGGGCUCAGGUGGGCUACUACGGAGGCACCUACGGCUACGCCAGCUCCUACAUGACCCCCUACUCUGCUAAGUCCGCCAUGAUCUCCAUGGCAGCCAUCAACUUUCUGGUGUCGCUGGGAUUCCUGGUGGGGAGUUUCUCUCGCUCGCGUGCUGCGCGUGGCCGCAGGUUCUACCUGGCGGUGUUGGUGUGUGACGUGGUGUUGGCUGUUCUCCAGGGCAUCAUUGACAUUGUGUUUGUGAUCGGGGUGAACCCAGCGUCCCAGAGCUCCCAGAGUGUGCUGUACAACCCCAUGCUGAGGAUGUGCCAGACCCUGCAGGGGCCCAGCCUGAGUGGCAGCGUGGGGUCCGGGCUCCCAGGGGGAUUCCCCAUGUACAACCAGUACCUGCAACAUUACUGCUUCAUGGACCCUGAGGAGGCUGUGGCGCUGGUGUUGGGUCUGCUUGUGGUCAUAGCUCUGACCAUGGCUGCUUACUAUGCCUACAAGACACGCAGUAAGAUCUGGCGCCAUGGCAAAGCCAACAUCUGCUGGGAGCGGCCGAUGCUCAGGGCUGCAGAGGGACAGGACGUCCAGGACUGGGUGAACCAUGUUGGAGAGGGCCGCAGCGUCCUUCAGGCCCCCACGCUUGUCAUCUGUGAGAGAGCUGAUCCCCUGCUCAGGGUCCAGAACAGCGUGGUCGCCUAUGGCGACGGACCAGCAAGCAUCUACAGUGAGGGAACCUACAAUGCUUGUCAUGACAACACCAACGGGCCUAAGGGCGGGCCUCCAGGGGCGAGUCCCAGAACAUCAGAGCAGGCUGAUAGUCCAAAGAAGAGCCUGCGCUGCCAGACCCCCCCACCAGAGCUGGAGACCAAGCAUUACCAGACUGGCUACACCACAGCUGGAGAGACUGCGGAGCUGAGGAGGAGCUGGGGAGGAGUUGGGGAAGAUACCAGGGAGGAGGGCCAGGACCAUAGCCACCUCCUGUUUAGCAUGUACCCUGAAAUCAGCUGUGACAAGCAGCGCCAGCAGUGCCGGAGGGAGUUUGCAGCUACCCUGCAGGUCUACAGGAGCCUGUGUGCUGACAUGGAUGACAUCAGUGACCAGCUGCACAAACUGAGCUGUGAGCUGGACUCCCUGGAUGAGACCUCUGUGAAGUACCAGGGAGUGGCCGAUGAGUACAACCGUUUGAAGGACCUGAAGAGAACCCCAGACUACCUGACCAAGAAAAAGCGGAGUCAGGAGCUCAGACAGAAACUCUGCCACAUAAAGCGACUGGUGAAGAACUAUGACAGUGGCUUGUGCUGAAAUUGGUCUCUCUGUCCAUCCAGCCCUGAACACCACCCUGUGUUCAGGGGCUCAACAACCCCAACACCCUGAACACCGUUAUCCAGGACAGGAGAGUGGCCUUAAGCCUUAUGGACAAACAGCUCUUAUCCAACAUGAAGGUUAAAACUGUUGUCAAGAGUAUACUUAGUGGUAGAGUAUUUUACUGCAAAUCAAAACUUUGCAACUCUGCAAAUUCCCCUUGUAUGAAUAUGAAUACAUCAUUUUGUACAAGAAGCAUGGGUAUCUACUGGUUACUUCAUCACCCAGCAGCCCACCAGUACCCCCUCUCCUCCAAGACAUAAUUUAACGGGACAGGAUGGGAGUCUGGUCUGAGUCUGGUCACUUCAGGUCCAAACUUUUACCAAAGACAUGCUGUUUGAAUUCUGAUUGUGUGCAUUUUCCAGGUAUUUUAUGUAUGUCAAUUAUUUGUCCAGACGUAAUGUUGUCAUUAAACAACAAAAUUUAUAAAAUCAACAAAGCUUGUUU